Cryptococcus wingfieldii CBS 7118 is the source of this 2091-nucleotide messenger RNA. Its product is annotated as dynamin GTPase. Gene Ontology annotation, molecular function: GTPase activity; GTP binding; microtubule binding. Bases 1 to 2091 code for a protein of 696 amino acids. Gene Ontology annotation, cellular component: microtubule; peroxisome; membrane. The record is from RefSeq and is a predicted model, not a curated record. Gene Ontology annotation, biological process: peroxisome organization. The transcript is spliced from 9 exons. NCBI's taxonomy places the organism in Eukaryota, Fungi, Basidiomycota, Tremellomycetes, Tremellales, Cryptococcaceae.
AUGGACCAGCAACUCAUCAACCUCGUCAACAAGCUUCAAGAUGUCUUUGCCUCUAUCGGCGUGUCAAACAACAUCGAUCUGCCUCAAAUUACCGUCAUAGGCUCGCAGAGUAGUGGUAAAUCCUCUGUGCUUGAGAACAUUGUCGGUAGAGAUUUCCUGCCCCGAGGUACUGGUAUUGUGACCAGGCGACCCUUGGUCUUGCAACUCAUCAAUCGGCCAGCUACGAGCAAACCCAAUGGUACUGCCAAAGACUCAGAAAAGCCCGAAGAGGCCUUGGAGAAGGUGCAACUGAAUGAGAACAAUGCGGACGAAUGGGGAGAGUUUCUCCAUCUUCCGGGACAAAAGUUCCACGACUUUGCCCAAAUCCGAGACGAGAUUGUGAGAGACACGGAAAAGAUGACGGGCAAGAAUGCUGGUAUCUCGUCCAACCCCAUCAACCUCCGUAUCUUCUCUCCCAACGUCCUCACCCUGACUCUUGUCGAUCUCCCCGGUCUCACCAAGGUGCCCGUCGGUGACCAGCCGCGUGAUAUCGAAAAGCAGAUCCGUGACAUGCUCAUGCGAUUCAUCUCCAAACCCAACGCCAUUAUUCUGGCCGUCACUGGCGCCAACACCGAUCUGGCCAACUCUGACGGGCUCAAGCUUGCUCGGGAGGUGGACCCGGAGGGUACCAGAACGAUUGGUGUGUUGACAAAGGUCGAUUUGAUGGACCAAGGUACGGAUGUUGUCGACAUUUUGGCCGGCCGGGUCAUUCCCCUCAGAUUGGGCUACGUACCCGUGGUCAACCGAGGCCAGAAGGACAUUGACCAGUCCAAGACCAUUGCUUCCGCUCUGGACAAUGAGAAGCGCUUCUUUGAGAACCACGCUUCGUAUGCGAGCAAGGCUCAGUAUUGCGGAACUCCAUGGUUGGCGCGAAAGCUCAACAUUAUCUUGAUGCACCACAUUCGAAACACCCUUCCCGACAUCAAAGCUCGUAUCAGCCAGCAGCUCAACAAGUAUCAAACCGAGCUCACGUCUCUGGGCGGAGCUAUGGGCGAGACAAACCCCGGGAGUUUGGUGCUGUCGACCAUCACCGAGUUUACUUCUGAAUUCCGCUCUGCCAUCGACGGUAACACGAACGAUCUGUCUCUGAACGAGCUUUCAGGUGGUGCCCGUAUCAGUUUCGUGUUCCACGAGCUGUACAACAAUGGUGUCAAGGGGAUUGACCCCUUUGACCAGGUCAAGGACGGCGACAUCCGUACCAUCCUGUACAACUCGUCAGGUUCCACGCCUGCCUUGUUUGUGGGAACCACCGCUUUCGAGGUCAUUGUCAAGCAACAGAUCAGACGACUCGAAGAGCCCUCCCUGCGAUGCUGUGCUUUGGUGUAUGACGAGUUGAUCAGAAUAUUGGGUCAUCUCUUGGGUAAAUUCCAAACCUUCAAACGAUACCCCGAGCUCAAGGACCGGUUCAACCUGGUCGUGAUCAACUUUUUCAAAAACUGCAUGAACCCUACCAACAAGCUAGUCACCGACAUGGUGGCCAUGCAGGCUUGCUAUGUCAACACUACGCAUCCAGACUUUAUCGGUGGCCACAAAGCCAUGGCUUUGGUGACUGAGCGCAUCGCCGCCAACAAGCCUCCCGAGAAGCCCGUCGAUCCUAAAAAGAUUGCUCCCAACGCACUCAACAAUGGCAAGGAUCUGGACGCAGACUACAAGAAGGAUGAGGGUGGCUUCUUUGGCAGUUUCUUCAACAAGGACAAGUCGGCGCCCAAGAAGCGAUCUGCGGCUAUGGAGGCGCCUCCUGCGAUCAUCAAGCCUGUGGCAUCGCUCAAUGACCGUGAAUUGAUGGAGACGGAUGUCAUCAAGCUCCUCAUUACUUCAUACUUUUCCGUGGUCAAGCGUGAAAUGAUUGACAUGGUUCCAAAGGCUAUCACGUUCAACCUUGUCAACUUUGCCAAGGAGAAUCUCCAGCGCGAACUGCUUGAACACUUGUACAAGCCCGAAGUACUCGAAGAGCUGCUCAAGGAGUCUCCAGAUGUCGUGGCGAGGAGAAGGGAGUGUGUCAAGAUGGUGGGCGCCCUCAACUCUGCAGAGGCCAUUGUGGCUGCUGUCUAG